UCCCUGGUAUUUUGGCCGUGUCAUUAAUGUUUCUCCUAGAUCUUUAUUUUCUUUUUUUUUCCCCGUUUAGAUGUAUUUCGCUUUGCGCUGCCCGCUGCACUCUUCCCCCUCUCUCUCUCCUCCAUUGAAGCGUACUCUGAAUUCUCCAUUCAAGCGGCUUUUGAGCUUUCUCUCCUCCAUUAAACCAGCUUCUCUUCUGAGGCUUUGGUUUAUACGGUAUAACUCUUUAAUGUCAAGACGAAACCAUGAAAAUGGACCUUUUUCUUGAUUAGGGAUGGGCCUGAACAAUUAGGGUUUAUGUUUUCGUUGUAUUCAUAGUUUAGUGUGAUUGGGUGUAAUGAUGUAUGAAGCAAGGGAAGAGAAAUGGAGUUAUGGUUUACUUUUUCUCUGGUGAUUUUGGGGCGGGGCAGGGCAGGGCAAGUGACGAGUUAAAAUCUUUCGGGUUGUCGGUUUUUGUGAGGACAUUUCUUCAUUUGGUGAUUGAUGACUUGCUGCAAUUUUAUUUUCUUGUGAGGACUUCCCUUAAUUUUUUUUCUUGAUUCUAUGUAUUUUCUUAUACAUUGAUAGGAGCAAAGAAAGACACCGAGUCAAAGAUCAUUGUUAAAAUUCAGUUAGUAAUUGGUGAUGGAUUCACCUGAGAGGAGUCGAAAUUAUGCUAAAAGGGAAACGGAGGAUAGUGUGGAUGGAAAGAGGGAGAUAGGUGGUGAUGAAGAGGAAUGGGAGGGGAAUGGAAAAAGGAGGCAUAGGUUAAGCAGCAAAUCCAGAAGAGCUAGUAAUGGAGAAGAUGCUGAUGGUUGGGAUAGUAGUGGGAGGAAGAGCUCUGGAGAUAGAAAUGAGAGUAGGAGGAUGUCAGGCGGAUCCACCAGAGGGGAUGUUGAUGAAGGUGAUUAUGAUGCGAAGAAGGAUUCAGGCUCCAAGCUGGUAAGGAAGAAGCAGGAGGUUAGUGCUUUGGAAAAAUUGAGCAACUGGUAUCAGGAUGGGGAUUUAGAAAACAGGCAUGAUGCGGGAGAUAAGUCCGGAACUAGAAGCCAUGCUAGAAGUGAUGAUAAUGAACGCGUGUUAAGGAAAACAACUUCAAAAUUCUCUGAUCAUGAAGGCUCGCAUAGGAGUAGUAGAAGCAGGGACGAAAGAGCUCGUGACGGGGAGGACGAAAAGGCACUGGAAAAAGAUUCAUAUCAUUCAGAAAGGAAGGAAAACAGUCGAGAGAAGGGGCAUGGUUUUACUGAAGAGGUAAAGAACAGGAGAAGAUGGGAUGACUCUGAUGCAUCCAUGAAAGCUGAGGACAGUAGUUUCUUGGGUAAAUCUGAGCUAAAAGGUGGGACAGUGUCUGAAUCCAAGCAUGAGUCCUCUCGUGAAAGGAGCGCGUCCACUAGACUUGAUACAGGCGAAGGAAAAGAGAGAGUGUUGGAGUCAACCAGUGACAAGAGUAAAUCCUACAGCAAGGAGGAAAGGAGGAUUGAUUCGGAUAGGUCCAAGAGCAGACGAUCAGAUGUUGUAGAAGACGAUAGCAAAGCUAGUUCUUUAAGUCGUGAAGAUAAAAUUGGUAAGGAGAAAAAUGAUAGACAUAAGGAGCUAAAAACUUCUGGUCGUGAAGCUGUAGAUAGCCGAGAUAGGUCAUCUAAUCUGGAAGAGGAUGUCAAUCCCUGGAUGAGGGACAAAAUUGCAAGAGAGGUUGGGCAUUCUCGGCGGUCAGGAAGCCCUGAGAGAAGUGGUCGACAUCGCCAUGAGUUGGAGAACUCUGAAAUGGAAUAUGAAAGAGGCAGCAGUUUAAAGCGCAAAGAUUCAGAGAAGGAUAAUUUUAGAGGGGAUGAUAGAGCAAAAGCAAGAGAUAAUAGCUGGAGCGACAGGAAUAGGGAAAGGGAAGGCUCCAGAGAAGGUUGGAAAAGAAGGCAGCCUGGUAAUGACAGGGAUAUGGAUUUAGUUCAUGAUCGUGACAGGGAUCGCGACUUGCCCAGACGUGGUCGUGAUAGGAUGGAUAACGAUAGGGGUUUAGGUAGAGCUGGGAAUAGAAAAGAUGGGAGGAGCGAAGCUGUCAAGGCUUCUUCGAAUUUUGGAAUUUCAACUGAGAACUAUGACGUUAUAGAGAUACAACCUAAGCCUCUUGACUAUGGAAGAGACGAUCCUGGAUCUGGUUUUUCUAGGAGAACAGAAGCUGUUCCACUGCAUGAUCCAAAAUCAAAUAUGCCUGAUGAAUGGGGACGUUCACAAGAUGAUCUACGUAGGGCUGAUGCAGAUGGGGCAACUGCUGAUGAUUCAAGUGUAAAGUAUGUGGAUGAAGCUACAUCUUCACAAGAUCAAAAUGCAUGGAGGGAUGAUGCUGAUGGUAGGCAAGGGAGACCAAGGGGCUUACAAGGUUUAUCUGCCCGACCUUCUGCUAGCCAAAGUUCUGGUGGUGGUUCUCAGCCUCCUAAUAGCAAUCAAGAGCCGAGUAGCUUUGGCAGGAUGAUGCAGCAGGGUCCUAAAGGCAAUAGGCCGGGUAGAGGAGGUAGAGUCAGGCCUCCUGGAAGGGACAACCAGCAGGUCAACAUUCCAGUGCCCUUGAUGGGGUCUCCCUUUGGACAUCUUGGUAUGCCACCACCUGGUCCAAUGCAGCCCAUGAACCCUGGUUUAUCCCCUGGUCCAGGUCCUCCAGUUCCCCCUGGCAUGUUUGUUUCACCAUUUUCUCCACCAGUUGUUUGGUCUGGUGGUCGGGGUGUUGAUAUGAGCAUGUUACCUGUGUCCCCUGGUGUUUCCUCACUUCCUCCUGGGCCACCUGGACAGCGAUAUCCACCAAAUAUGGGAGCUCCUCCAAAUCCUGGCACGUUUUUCAAUCAACCAGGCCAAGGAAGAGGAGUGCCUCCUGGUGCAUCUGGCCCAGGGUUUAAUGCCAUUGUGCCUGUUGGUCGUGGGAAUUCAAAUGAUAAAAGCUCUGGUGGUUGGGUUCCCUCUAAAAGCGGUGGGCCUCCAGGUAAGGGGCCAUCUAGAGGAGAGCAAAAUGACUACUCGCAAAAUUUUGUUGACACUGGAUUGCGGCCCCAAAAUUUUAUUCGGGAACUGGAACUUACUAAUGUUGAGGAUUAUCCAAAGCUUCGGGAGCUUAUACAAAAGAAGGAUGAAAUUGUUUCAAAAGCAUCUACUCCUCCCAUGUAUCAUAAAUGUGAUCUUCGGGAAUUUGUUCUGUCUCCAGAGUUUUUUGGGACCAAGUUUGAUGUUAUUCUUGUGGACCCACCUUGGGAGGAAUAUGUUCAUCGAGCACCUGGUGUGACAGACCACAUGGAGUACUGGACAUUUGAAGAGAUAAUGAAUCUGAAAAUUGAGGCAAUAGCAGACACUCCAUCUUUUAUAUUUCUUUGGGUGGGUGAUGGUGUGGGCCUUGAGCAAGGGCGACAGUGUCUCAAGAAGUGGGGGUUUAGGAGGUGCGAAGACAUAUGUUGGGUAAAGACAAACAAAAACACAGCAACUCCAGCUUUGCGACAUGAUUCUCAUACCUUAUUCCAGCACACUAAGGAACACUGUCUAAUGGGCAUAAAGGGAACUGUUCGCCGCAGUACUGAUGGACAUAUAAUCCAUGCCAAUAUAGAUACUGAUGUGAUUAUCGCGGAGGAACCUCCUUAUGGUUCCACAGCUAAGCCCGAUGAAAUGUAUCGGAUUAUUGAGCAUUUUGCUCUUGGUCGUAGAAGGAUUGAGCUCUUUGGUGAAGAUCACAAUAUCCGAUCAGGAUGGCUGACAGUUGGAAAGGAACUAUCUUCGUCAAACUUUAAUACUGAGGCAUAUACAAGGACCUUUUCGGACAAGGAAGGGAAGGUUUGGCAGGGUGGGGGAGGAAGGAAUCCACCACCAGAUGCACCUCAUCUUGUCCAGACAACACCUGAAAUAGAGGCUCUUCGACCCAAGUCACCUAUGAAGAAUCAGCAGCAAAUGCAGCAACAGCAGUCUAACUCCAUUUCUCUUACAACAGCAAAUUCCAGCGGCAGAAGAGCCACAGGAAAUUCUCCUCAAAAUCCAGCAGCUUUUAGCCUUAAUCAGGAAGCUUCUAGUUCAAACCAUCCUCCACCCUGGGCUCCCCCAAUGGAGGGCUUCAAAGGUCCUAACGAGAAUGCUUUCGACAUGUAUGGUUAUAACAUGCAUCCGAUGCCGCCAAAUGGGGAGUUUCUUGAUUUUGAAGCUCAGAGGAUGAUGAAUAUGAUGUAAUGAGGUCCUUCCCAACUCAUAGAGAGUAUCAACAGCCACGUGCCUUUUUUUCCAUAUCACAAUAGGCUGUGAAAACAAAUGCUCUGGUUGGGGAACAAAGGUAUGAAGUGGAUCAUGAUAUAUGUGAGUAGACAUGUCUCUCAGAGGUAAUGUAUCGUUAGUUUUAGCAAUUGUUAUUUGGUGAUCUUGGAAGGAGGGGCACAAUGCUGCCUUCAUAAUAGUAAUAAGAGAUUCAUGCAUGCUUUCAUGAAUAAGUCAAAGCAUGGUGAAAGUGAAUUGAAGAGGAAUAUGAAGAAGCUGCUCAAGACAGUAUCUUCGAAGACAUUGUAGUAUGGAGCUGCACAGUUCAGUGUACACUAUUCACCAGAUUCUUAUUGCAACUGAAUGGAACAAGGUAUGAAGGUGGGACAACUAUGCCGGGUAUCAGAACCAAGAGAGAACUGUAAUCUAAAGCGCUUUUGAGUGUUUUCUCAAGUCAAUUUCUAUGUGAAACUCUUGGUAAUUCAUUUAAUAGAUGAGCAAAUGUAAGAAUAUGCAAUUUUGGCUCGGUUGUGUUGUAAUAUGCUCAUACAAUUUUGCCUUUAAUUUCUCUCAUAAUUCUUCUCUCUGCCAAGAUAAUUGGAUGGGACUCAGCUACAGGUGGUAAAGUUCUGCCAUGUGUAUUAUUAUUUCCCACUUCUGAGUUUGUUAUCAUCCAAUUAACAAGGCUUUCGUCCCUAUUGCAUUGCAUAUUCGCUUGCUCUAUAGGUUGUUAAUGGUGAAAUUGGUAAUGAAAUUGCAUUACAUAUUCGCUUA
Molecule: messenger RNA, 4965 nt
Organism: Chenopodium quinoa (quinoa)
Lineage: Eukaryota; Viridiplantae; Streptophyta; Magnoliopsida; Caryophyllales; Amaranthaceae
Product: methyltransferase-like protein 1
Exons: 7
Coding region: 625-4170 (1181 amino acids)
Cellular component (GO): RNA N6-methyladenosine methyltransferase complex; nucleus
Molecular function (GO): methyltransferase activity; mRNA binding
Source: RefSeq, a predicted model, not a curated record